Messenger RNA from Camellia sinensis, 3177 nucleotides. The record is from RefSeq and is a predicted model, not a curated record. NCBI's taxonomy places the organism in Eukaryota, Viridiplantae, Streptophyta, Magnoliopsida, Ericales, Theaceae.
GUGUUUUAUGGGAUGAUCAAUAGUCGGUUCAUUGCUUGAUUUCCACUUUCACUAUAAUUAUCUGGUUUGUUGAGUUGGAUUAUGAUUCAUACAAUCUUUUUUGUCAUCUUACCUCUCACCAGGGCAGUGUGAAUAUCAUUUCCCUUUCUCACAACAAUGACAACUUAAUUUUCAUCUUAUAUUUGCUUGAUUUUGGUGGUUCUAAUUAUAUGGACAAAUUUGGUUUUUGUGUUGCAUUGUUGCAUACUAGUAUUUGUGUGGCAUUGUUGUUGUGUAUGGUCAAUUUGAUAUGUAGUCAAUGUAGUUUGGUGAAGGUGUUGAAAAAAUGUUUUGUUGUGCAGCUUAGAAUGCCUUCAAUGGUUGCUAAGACUACUAGUAGUAGUAGUACCAGUCAAGUUUUGUCUGCUAUGCCAGUCCAAGAAAAAGGAAGUAGGAAUAAGAGAAAGUAUCGAGCUGAUCCUCCUAUUGGUGAUCUGAAUAAGGUUGUCUCUUUGCCUCAGAAUGAGUGUUCUAGUUAUGAAUUCUCAGCUGAGAAAUAUGAAAUCACCCCAGUUCAUGGACAUUCCAGUGAGUGUGAUGUGUGUUGUCUUAGCCAAGACCAUUUGGAUGCUUUGAAACUUGACCUUGGAUUGCCUACUUCCGUAGGAUCAUCUGAGGUGGGGCCAAGCCAGCCUAGAGAGGAAAUAGAAGCAGUGCAUGAGUUUCAUGAUGCUGAUUGGAGUGAUUUUACAGAAUCCCAGCUCGAAGAACUUGUUUUGAUCAACGUGGACAUGAUUUUCAAGAAUGCUAUUAAAAAAAUUGUUGGUUGCGGUUACAGUGAAGAAGUUGCUACGAAGGCUGUUUUGAGGUCUGGCCUUUGUUAUGGGUGUAAAGACACUGUGUCAAAUAUAGUGGACAAUACUCUGGCAUUUCUUAGAAAUGGCCAAGAGAUUGAUCUGUCAAGGGAGCACUAUUUUGAGGAUUUACAGCAGAUGGAGAAGUAUAUAUUGGCGGAGUUGGUUUGUGUUCUUCGUGAGGUUAGGCCUUUCUUCAGCACCGGGGAUGCAAUGUGGUGCUUGUUGAUAUGUGACAUGAAUGUGUCUCAUGCUUGUGCAGUGGACGGUGAUAUCUUGAGUAGUUCAGCUGGCGAUGUGGGUCCCAAUGGGAGUGAUUGUGCUUCCACCCAAGCUCAGUCAAGAACUGAGACCGGGAGUUCUGAACUCGAUCUUUCUAGUAAUCCCUGCAAACAAAAUUCUUCAAUUGCUUGUGCUCAUACUUGUCAAUGUGAGAUAGCCAACAUGGCUUCAAUUCCUUCUGCUUAUGGUUCUCAAUCUCAGACAUCCGCCAUAUCUGGGGUUCCAAACUUUGUAAAACCGAAAAACUCCUUUGAUAGUGUGGAUAAAUCCUUUGGUGCCAUAGGAACAACACAAUCUCAUGCCCCUGAAGAAAAAAUUGGGGGAAGUAGAAAGAUUUCUGGUAUUACUAAGAGGGAAUAUUUACUCCGACAGAAGUCACUUCAUCUGGAAAAAUGCUACCGUACAUAUGGUUCCAAAGGGUCUUCUAGAGCUGGCAAACUCAAUGGUUUUGGUAGUUUAGUUUUGGAUAGGAAACUAAAGGCUGUGUCGGAUUCUGCAUGUGCUAAUCUGAAAAAUGCUUCCCUGAAGAUAAGUAAGACGAUGGGAGUUGAUGUGCCUCAAGACAAUGAAAACCGUAAAUUAUCAACAAAUGUCGGGGAUACCAUUUCUACCAUACCUGAAAUCAGUGUACCAUCUACAUUACAUACAGUUAGUACCCCACCGGCUUUAUCAGCUGCUGAUAUUGAGCUUUCACCUUCACUUCCUACAAAAAAUGAUGCUGCUCCAAUGCCUGUAACCGUCAAUGCAGUGGCUCCUAAUUGUAGUUAUGCCGGCAUACCAUAUGAUAAGUCCAUUGGGCAGUGGGUCCCACAGGACAAGAAAGAUGAAAUGAUUUUGAAGUUGCUUCCGAGGGUUCAGGGACUGCAAAAUCAGCUCCAAGAGUGGACGGAGUGGGCUAAUCAGAAGGUUAUGCAGGCUGCUCGAAGGCUGAGCGAAGACAAAGCUGAGCUUAAGACACUGAGGCAAGAGAAAGAAGAGGCUGAGAGGCUCAAGAAAGAGAAGCAAACUUUGGAGGAAAACACUAUGAAGAAGCUUACUGAGAUGGAGAAUGCUUUGCGUAAAGCCAGUGGGCAGGUAGAGCGAGCUAAUAAUACUGUUCGGAGACUUGAGGUUGAGAACGCUGCAUUGAGGAAAGACAUGGAGGUUGCUAAAUUACGAGCUGCUGAGUCGGCUGCAAACUGUCAGGAGGUGUUGAAGAGAGAGAAAAAGACGCUAAUGAAAUUUCAAUCAUGGGAGAAGCAAAAGACCUUCUUUCAGGAAGAACUCGCGGCCCAGAAACAUAAGUUGGCACAGCUGCAGCAGGAACUGGAACAAGCAAAAGAUAUAUGGGACCAACUUGAGGCUAGAUGGAAGGAUGAAGAAGAGGCCGAGGAAGAACUACUUACCCUGGCCAGUAAAAUAAGAAAAGAAAGAGAACAAAUCGAAGCGUCAGCUAAAUCAAAAGAGGAUAUGAUCAAAUUGAAAGCAGAAGCCAAUCUGCAAAAGUGCAAAGAAGAUAUCGAGAAGCUUGAGAAAGAAAUCUCCCAAUUGAGAUCGAAGGCCGACUCCUCGAAAAUAGCAGCUCUGAGAAGAGGCAUUGAUGGAAGCUAUGCUAGCAGACUGACAGACAUUAGAAAUGCCCCAGCUAAAGAGUCCCAAACGCCUUAUAUCUCAGUAAUAGCAACAGAAUUCAAGGAAUAUUCUGGGAUUGGAGGCGUGAAACGUGAACGAGAAUGCGUGAUGUGUCUUUCAGAGGAGAUGUCUGUGGUUUUUCUUCCGUGUGCUCAUCAAGUAGUCUGCACAAAUUGCAACGAGCUCCAUGAGAAGCAGGGAAUGAAGGACUGCCCAUCCUGUAGGAGCCCCAUCCAGCGGCGAAUUUCUGUACAUUAUGCUUGCUUUUAAUUUAUUUCUGUUACUGAGUUUGAGUGUGUUAAAUGGUGAUUUGUGGGUUUUCGUUUGAAACGAAUAAUACAUGCUUUUUUUACGGCCCUUCCAUAGUUUGAGUCUAGACAGUCUUAAACGUGGGGUUGUGUCUAUGAUGGUUCUCCGUCGUUUAUAAAACAAAGAGUUGCUUUUUUGAUAC